AUGCUGGCCUCCCUCACCCUCCUCCUGGGGCUGCCGCUCGCCCUCGCCGCCGAGCCCCCCAGCUGCGCCCCGCUCGUCCCGGUCACCUUCGACAAUGCCACCAUCCCUCGGCUCCUGGGACAGUGGACCUACAUCACCGGCGCCUCCAAGUACCCGCCUCACGUGGCGGAACUGAAGGUGGUGAAAUACGCGACUUUUUCCUUCUUUCCCGGCAGCCAUGAGGACGAGCUCAACGUCACCGAAAUCAUGAGACUGAAUGAGACAUGCGUUGUGAGGAACACCAGCAACAUCCAUGUCUUUCGGCACAACUCCACCCUGGUGCACGUCGAUGACCAGGUGGCUUCCGUGGCCAAACUGAUCCAAAGCGACAAGGACCUGCUGAUCCUGAAACACCUCAAUGGCAACUGGCCGGGUCUGAGCCUCUCGGCGCGGACGCCCAACGUGAGCAAGGAGCACCUGGAGGAGUUCAAAGCCCAGCUGCGCUGCCUGGGCUUCACCGAGGAGGAGGCGUUCUUCACUUCUGAAAAGGAUGCCUGUCCCCUGCCCGGGGAGAAGACAGGCAAAGACAACACGGAGCAGCAGCUGGUGUAAGCCAUGCGGGCUGGGUCGGCCGCUCCAUCCUCAUCCUCCUCCAGUCCCUCCACGGGGACGUCCCUGCCUGCCGGCCCUGGCCAGGCUCAGCUCAGCCUCAGGACUUUCUAUCAAGGUUUCAUUUUUUCCUCCUGGAUGAAACGCCCAGUUUCCCUGUUCUCACCCAGACCAGAAAUAAACCCCUGUGUUACAAUCA
Molecule: messenger RNA, 787 nt
Organism: Gymnogyps californianus (California condor)
Lineage: Eukaryota; Metazoa; Chordata; Aves; Accipitriformes; Cathartidae
Product: alpha-1-acid glycoprotein 2-like
Exons: 6
Coding region: 1-591 (196 amino acids)
Source: RefSeq, a predicted model, not a curated record